GUAAAGACGGCUAUAUUGAUCUGUCUGUCGUCGACUACAUGCAUGGCAACCGAUCGUUACAGAGAAAGCACGAAUACUCGACCGCUACACGGUCAGAGUACGGAUACUCGACCCGUGUUUUAUGUGAAAACAAUAACGAUAGUGUCGGCGGACAACACACUAGUGAACGAUCGAGUAGCUACCUGGAGGAGAAUCACUAUGCAGCACGCAUUUUCUCCAAUACCCGCUUGGGUCAGAUUCUGCUUUUAUGGGAUGCAUGGAUUGCUGGACGAAAUAGUCUUCACAGCCUUGUUUGACCUGGUCUUUCACGGCAAUCGUGAGCUGCGAGGACAUUCUUCCAUUUUCUCCUUUUUUAUUUUCGGCUCAGUAUGUUUUGCGGUGGAGCAGCUGUAUAAGCGUAAGUUGAAGAAGAGCGUGCCGCGCGUGCUGCGCGUGCUGUUGUACCUGUGUAUUCUGUACACGUGGGAAUUCUGCACGGGCUUCGUCUUGCGUCAGUUCGACGCCUGCUCGUGGGACUACAGCCACUACGACUACAACGUGAUGGGGCUCAUCACGCUCGAGUACGCGCCGGGCUGGAUCAUCUUGUGCACGUGGCAGGACGUAAUGGCGGAUUUCCUACUCGCCCUGCACGUCAAUGUUUCAUUUGACAAGUCUGCCUAGAAAACAACAUGGUGGAUCGUUUGUAGUAUCAAGACACUGGAAUCCGUUGUUCCAGUCCGACGUUUACAUUCCAGCAAAAGGCUAUGCAAUAAUAGUGAUACGCAAUAGUUGACAAUACUGUUGGUAUGGAAUAGUUAGCAAUAAUAAUGAUACGCAAUAGUUGACAAUACUGUUGGUAUGGAAUAGUUAGCAGUAAUAAUGAUACGCAAUAGCUGACAACACUGUUGACUAACAUUAGUUUAAAAACACUUGUUCGAUUAUCACAAGAUAAAAAUAAACUUUCUUCCCUUCAUAUUCUGAAAUUAUUAAUAAGAGAAGUAAAAGUUACCAACUUACCAAACUAUUACCGAACUAUUGCCGAACUAAUGCAUAUUCGUUAAUGCCACGAUUUUGGCCGUCUCGUAUAGGUAAUUCUUCACUACACAGCCAGUGCACCACGACUGGUAUAUCAAAGGCCGUGGUAUGUGCUAUCCUGUCUGUGGGAUGGUGCAUUUAAAGCAUCCCUUGUUACUAAUGGAAAAACUGUAGCAGGCUUCCUCUCUAAGACUAUAUGUCAAAACUACCAAAUGUUUGACAUCCAAUAGCCGAAGAUUAAUAAAUCAAUGUGCUCUAGUGGUGUCGUUAAACAAAAACAAACUUUAACUUCACAGUGUUGGGGACAGAACUCUUAGCAGAUACUUAACAGUGAAACCCCUUCCAUUUGAACUGGAAAUAAGGCGACUGUCAUAAUUUUAUAGAAAUAUUAUCAAGUACUUUGUCACAUACGCAUUAGUUCGUUUGAUUGGUGUUUUUUACUUGUUUAAUAUACAGAUAUAUAAUUUCAGAAUUUGAAAAAUAAAAUAUAGCUUAUAUUUAUCAUCCGGUAAUCGAGCACUGGUUUAAAAUGCCUGUUGAUGUAAUAUAUCAAUAUAUAAAUUCCUUAAUAAAUAUC
Molecule: messenger RNA, 1591 nt
Organism: Gigantopelta aegis
Lineage: Eukaryota; Metazoa; Mollusca; Gastropoda; Neomphalida; Peltospiridae
Product: transmembrane protein 229A-like
Exons: 2
Coding region: 43-660 (205 amino acids)
Source: RefSeq, a predicted model, not a curated record